Molecule: messenger RNA, 945 nt
Organism: Gracilinanus agilis (Agile Gracile Mouse Opossum)
Lineage: Eukaryota; Metazoa; Chordata; Mammalia; Didelphimorphia; Didelphidae
Product: olfactory receptor 2D3-like
Exons: 2
Coding region: 7-945 (312 amino acids)
Biological process (GO): G protein-coupled receptor signaling pathway
Cellular component (GO): membrane
Molecular function (GO): olfactory receptor activity; G protein-coupled receptor activity
Source: RefSeq, a predicted model, not a curated record
GUCUCAAUGUUCCAAGCAUCAAACCAUAGUUCUGUUACUGAAUUUAUUCUGCUUGGCUUCUCCAGUGAUUCCACCUCAAAUAGGAUCCUUUUCAUCAUCUUUCUUCUUCUCUACCUCUGCUCAGUACUGGGCAAUGGACUCAUUAUCCUCCUCAUAUGUCUAGAUUCUCACCUCCACACACCUAUGUAUUUUUUCCUCAGUAUACUUUCCCUACUGGACCUGGGCUAUGUCACCAGCACAGUGCCUCAGAUGUUGGUGCACCUGCUUUCUAGUUCUAAGCUCAUCUCCUUUGGAGGUUGCUGGAUGCAGAUGUAUGUAUUUGGUGCCCUGGGUCUCAGUGAGGGCAUCAUCUUUGUAGUCAUGGCCUAUGAUCGCUAUGUAGCCAUCUGCUUUCCAUUGCGUUACACCCUCAUCCUCAACUGGAAUUUGUGUGUGAGGUUAGUGGUAGGUAGUUGCUCCUGUGGUUUCUUCCUCUCCCUACCCCAUACUUACUUUACCAUGAGUCUCCCCUUCUGUGGCCCCAAUGUGGUCAAUCAUUACCUCUGUGAAGGUCCCUCAGUCCGAAGCUUGGCCUGCAUGGACACACACUUGAUUGAGCUAGUAGACUUCAUCAUAAGCAUCUUCGUGGUGUUAGUCCCUCUUUCACUAAUCCUGGCCUCCUAUGUCCGCAUCACCAUGGCUAUCCUCAAGAUCAAGUCCACCCAAGGCAGGUGUAAAGCCUUUUCCACUUGUGCUUCUCACCUCAUUGUGGUCACUCUGUUCUAUGGACCUGGCAUAUACAUCUAUAUGAGGCCCAACUCCAACUACUCCCCAGAGAGAGACAAGCAGAUCUCACUUUUCUAUAAUGUGUUCACAGCCCUGCUCAAUCCAGUGGUCUACAGCCUUAGGAAUAAGGACAUAAAGGCUGCAUUCAUCAAAGUGGUUGGGUCUCAAGAGGGCAACUGA